Messenger RNA from Funneliformis geosporum, 174 nucleotides. The record is from the annotation of a GenBank genome assembly. NCBI's taxonomy places the organism in Eukaryota, Fungi, Glomeromycota, Glomeromycetes, Glomerales, Glomeraceae.
AGAUAAGGUUAUAUACUUUGAAGCAGCUAAAGAUAAAAUCCAUACUGGAAAAUUAGACCCAAAAUGGAAAGAGCCUUACUAUAUACAUGAUGUAAUUGGAAAUGGUGCUUACAAAAUAAGGCAAUUAGAUGGAAGAUUAUUAAAAGCACCCAUGAACGGAAGUCUUUUGAAAAA